Messenger RNA from Penicillium diatomitis, 1608 nucleotides. RefSeq names its product putative actin-related protein RO7. Lineage: Eukaryota; Fungi; Ascomycota; Eurotiomycetes; Eurotiales; Aspergillaceae. Bases 1 to 1608 code for a protein of 535 amino acids. Gene Ontology annotation, biological process: microtubule-based movement. The transcript has a single exon. The record is from RefSeq and is a predicted model, not a curated record.
AUGUCGGUAUCAUCAAACGUGCGCUCGUCGCAAACCGCUCGUCCGACCUCGCCCCAUACACCCCAGCAAACAUCCUCACGCUCGACCAAUACUUCAUUCGCUAGCACGACUUCGGCUGGCUCUUCCUUCCGAAAUGAGGACGAUGCGAUCAUAAUCGAGAUCGGCGCAAGAUGGCUUCGCGCGGGGUUUGAGGGCAGCGGUACACCUACGUGUACCGUGACUUUCGGACCGGAGGAAUCGCGAAGAGUGGGAGACUAUCGUGGUUGGAUAUCAGGUGGUACGGGAAAUGGACUAUCACAGCAACCCGUCGACCCUGAGGACUGGGUGCGGGACUAUGAGAUAUGGCGCCCAGAUGUUCGGGAGAUGGACUUGGGUCUGCUAGAAGACAAGAUUGAGCGACUUUUCCGGGAGACAUUCAACAAAUAUCUCCUCACAGACGCUGGAUCCUCUCGGCUGGUCCUCACUCUCCCUUCGCUGAUGCCGCAUCCGCUGCUGUCGUCAUUGCUUUCUACAUUAUUCAGCCGCUGGCGGUUUCCUAAUAUCACCCUGCUCCCAAGUGCAGCCAUGUCAGCAACCGCAGCGGGGCUGAGGUCUGCCCUAGUCAUUGAUCUUGGAUGGGCAGAGACUACAGUGACAGGUUUGUAUGAGUACAGAGAAGUCACUUCAAAAAGAAGUACUAGGGCAAUGAAAUCCCUGCAGCAGGAGAUGGGCCGCUGUCUGGAUCGCCUGGCUUCUGGAGAUGAGCUCGUCGCAAGUCCCGAAGGGCACAUAUCUGUGGGAUUUGCAUACUGCGAAGAGAUUCUUGCGCGCAUUGUUUGGUGUCGGCCGCACGCUGGUGGUCACGAAGACCCGCCUACCGCAACACAAAAGGUUUCAAUUCCGUCUCCUGUCAAUCCCGGAGAAGAAUUCAUUGAUGUGCCAUUUUCACGCUUUGCCGACCCAGUCGACACAGUGUUGUUGGCAUCUGGAACGGCCGAUGGAGACUUGGACGACGAGGAAAAGCCGAUUCCGCUACUUGUUUACCACACUCUCUUGGCCUUGCCGCCUGAUGCGCGCGGCAUUUGUAUGUCUCGUAUUGUUUUCGUUGGUGGCGGUUCCCGAAUUCCGGGCUUACGAAAGAGAGUCCUUGAGGAAUUGUCUCUACUCAUCAAGCAGUAUGGAUGGAGCCCAGUUCGAGGCAAAGCUCUUGAGCGCCAACGCCAGCGGCUGGAGAGCAUGCGAAUAUCAUCUCGACCUCCCACCCAAGCACAAGCGCAGGCGCCACCAGCCAGGCAAAAUGAGGGAAGUGCCCCUGACCCUCCAAAAGUACACUCUUCGGAGGAAGAACCGGAGAUGGAUUUCGUGGAGCAAAAGCUGCGUCGACAGAACAAAGAAUCUUAUGUGCCAAUUCACGGAGUCGUAAGGGAGGUCGAAUCUCUCGGUGCAUGGGCAGGCGCCAGUCUGGUGACCAGCUUGAAAUUGCGAGGUAUGGUUGAGAUUGAGCGGGAAAAGUUCUUGCAACAUGGACUCGCCGGUGCAAGUCGUGAAUCCGAGCCUGUCGUCCCCGAUCGUCGAUCUGGGUUAAGAGCGGGUGAUCGAUCCAGUUGGACCCUCGCUGGCUGGGCCUGA